CCCGUGGUAGAACAGCAGGACUUCAUCCAUUCAAUGGAAAUCCUUCCUGAUAAACAGGCGUGCGUACGUGCACGCUCGUGCUUGUGUGGGUAAGGGGAGGGCCGGUGGGCGGGCCUUGGAGGAACUCCAUCCCACCUCGGAAACACCAACCAGGUACGGCGGCUCCUUCCUCCUCCUCCUCCUCCUCCUCCUCCUCCCGGAGCUCCAUCGCUUCCAUCGCGGCGCAGUGACAGAAAACCCGCAGUGAUCCGGGCCGUGAGCGGGACCCGCGCGCCCUUCCCGCAUGGAUCCCCGUCUGCCGGCCGGCCCGUGAGCAGCCGCCGCAGCGCCGCACGUCCUCCAUCUCCGUCCGCGGAGCUGUCCGCGCGCGCGUCCGGGACUCCGGAUGGCUGGACACGAGCGGCAGGACUGGUUCGAGCGCGAGGAAUUCAUCGGACAGAUCAGCGACAUCCGCGUCCAAAACCUGCAAGUGGAAAGGGAGGCUGUGCAGAAGAGGACCUUCACCCGAUGGAUGAACCUCCACUUACAAAAGUGCGACCCGCCGAUCCAGAUCCAAGACCUGUUCCGGGACAUCCAGGAUGGGUUCAUCCUCAUGGUUCUGCUGGAGGAACUCUCCGGCUGCAAACUGAUUCAUGGAUUCAAGAAGUCCAGCCACCGAAUUUUCCGUCUCAACAACAUUGCCAAAGUCUUAGCUUUCCUGGAGGAGCGAAACGUGAAGCUGGUCAGCAUAGAUGCGACCGACGUUGCCGAUGGAAACUCCUCCAUCAUCCUUGGACUCAUCUGGAACAUCAUCCUUUUCUUCCAGAUUAAGGAGCUAACCGGGAACAUCCGGAGCCAGUUCCCCUCCUGCUCCAGCCUGUCGUCCAUCCCUACCAGCUCUGACUCCGACACGUCCCACAGCAGCACGCCGUCCGAGGAGAGGCGGAACGCCAGCAACGCUCUGAAGGAGAACAGCAAAGCCAUCAAAAAGCUGCUGCAGUGGAUUCAGAGAAAAACUCGCAAGUACGGGGUGGCGGUUCAAGAUUUUGGGAGAAGCUGGACGAGUGGAUUGGCCUUCCUGGCCCUCAUUAAGUCCAUCGAUUCCAGUCUGGUGGACAUGAGGAAAGCUCUGCUGAGGAGUCCCAGAGAGAAUCUGGAGGACGCCUUCAGGAUAGCUCACUACAGCCUGGGAAUUCCCCGCCUGCUGGAGCCUGAAGAUGUGGGUUUUAAUGAGCCAGACGAGCAGUCCAUCAUCAUGUAUGUCUCCCAGUUCUUGGAGCAUUUCCCUGGUCUGGAGGAGGCGGAAGAGUCCGCUCACCUGAUCGAGCGCAGCGUCUCCAUGGGUCGCCUCAACGACUCCGACCUGAUGAGAAACGGCGCUCACCUCGGCAGAGUGAAAGAGCGGACCAGCUUGUUCCAGAGAGACGGCGGCAAACCGCCGCCCAAAAUCCUGCUGUCUUCCGUGUCGGAGGACAGGGGCGUCCUGUCGCCUCGCCUCAGGGUGGCUGCGACUCGCUCCUGGUCCAGCGAUGACAUCCUGUCCGACCCGCCUUGUGACGUUGUCUCUCACGAAGCCCAACGAGUCGCCGACGUCCAGCAGGACUUGAGCUGCACGUCACCUUCAUUCACACCUGAUUCUGGAAACCCCGAGCCUCUAAUCCCCGACUCCGCCAUCCACUCCCCAGACUCCUGGGUGGAGAGCGAGCUGAUGCCUGAGAGCCACAGCGACAGCUCUCUGUUUGACAGCGGGCCGGGCUGGGAUGUGUACCGGGCCACGCCGGUGCAGGUGCUGCCAAUGGAUGAAGGAUUCAUGUCCCCCAUGGAGGACAGAGCUCCAGAUGAACCCUCUGUGACGGGAUCGUACAGCGACGAAGGAGUGUCCUCCAUGGAGAGCACCCAGGACAAAGGCCAGCAGCUGAACUCAGAGAAUCCGGUUCUGGAACUCAUCACUGAUCCAGGACACAGUGACACUUCAAAAGAGGUAGAAUCCAAUCACAUCAGUCCACUUCAUCAAGAACCGUCCUGGACGCUCAAUGAGGAAGUAACUCUCCUCCAAGAUGAUCAAACAAACCAUUUCCAACCCGACUUCUCCACCGAGCAUGAAGAAAGCUCUCAGAGAGAACAAGAAGGAGACACAACGAAUCUAAAUGAACAAAUUGAUGGUCCGUCUGAAGAACCGGAGAGCAUUACCUCUGAGGAGGAGUAUCCAAAAGCUGUCUCCUCACUGGAAGAUGAAGGAAUGGACUCUAAAAAUGAGCCACACAAUGUAAGCAAUGAAGAGCAGAAAACACAGGAGGAAGAACUCUUAGCUGAAGAAAUCUGUAGUUCUGAGACGAUUUUACCAAAUCAAGAGGAAACGUCAAAAACUGGUCUCAUUAUUCCCAUCAUCUCCAUCUCCAGUGAGUCAAAGGACCACGAAGAAGAAUCUGAACAAGAAGAUUGGGAAACCGGUGAGAAUCUAGACAAGAAGACUGAGUCCGGAAAUGGGGGAGAUGACACAGAACCGAACAGUCCUACAAGUCCAGUUCCUCUGGAACAAGGUCUACUAGAGUCUGUCUGCAGUGAAGACCUCAAAGAAGAACCUGAAGAGAGACCGUCCAGUCUGAUACCAGAAAGUUCGGACACAAGACCUCUGCAACAACCAACCGAAGACGAACAAGGAAGAAGCUCUGUUACAGAAUCUGUCCAGAACCAGGAAGUGGACGAACCCAGACAAGAGGACAGUUCUGAUGAUCCUCCAGUUGUAAAGGAGUCCGCUUCUCCAGUGAAUCUUGACAGUGAUGCAAUACCAGCCGGUCCUGCCUCCGACAGCGGGUCAGAAGUCCCUUAUCUGAGCAUAAUGGACACAGAUGCCUUCGAGCUGACUGAACCAACAGUUCCUCCGUCUUCUGGACCAUCAGGAUUCAACAGAACCACAGACUUGUUCUAUUCCCAAUUUGAGGAAAACUCUCCUGCAGAGCAUCCAGUUGCUGCCCCAGUGGAGCCCAUGGAUCUGUUCUACCCCGACAAAGAGGAGCCCAUGCUCUCAGAGCCUGCUGACACCGAGAUGCAGCGGUGGCCUUCAGUUCUGAGCGUCUCAGCUCUGGAGCCGGCGCCAACGUCGGCCGAUGACAUGGACGACCAACUGAUGAUCGGAGAGGAGGACGAUGAUGAACUGAUUCCAUCCAAUCAGGAGCGUCCUGACGCCCUCUCCACCCAGGAGCAGUAUGAGGUUCCGGUUUGGGAAUCGCGGGCGGAUAUUCCCGCAGACAUCAGGAACUCUGAGAGGAGAGAUGCAGGAAGUUCCAGCGGAACAGACGAGAUCCAGAUCCCUUCAGGUCUCCGUCGCAGGAAGGGGCCUCACCUCGUGGAGUCCAGGGGGGAAAACCAGAGAGCCGCGUUAAGAACAGCCAAACGGGAGGACUCUUGGUGGAAGGAGAACUCGGACCUGUAUCUGCUGCUGCUGCUCUGGCUGCUUCUCUACUGCCUCCUGCUGCUGCCGCAGAUGGACCUGCAGGAGCUGCCGAGUCUUCUGCUGAACUCACACUGAAGCUUGAACACACUCGAGUCCUUUCCACACACGAGACG
This is a messenger RNA of Oryzias melastigma (Indian medaka), 3546 nucleotides long. It is a transcript of the gene clmna, whose product is annotated as calmin. Gene Ontology annotation, cellular component: cytoplasm; meiotic nuclear membrane microtubule tethering complex; nuclear outer membrane. Lineage: Eukaryota; Metazoa; Chordata; Actinopteri; Beloniformes; Adrianichthyidae. The record is from RefSeq and is a predicted model, not a curated record. Gene Ontology annotation, molecular function: actin filament binding. Gene Ontology annotation, biological process: nuclear migration. The transcript is spliced from 13 exons. The coding region runs from base 386 to 3508 and encodes 1040 amino acids.